GAAGAUACGGGUCAGGAAGGUGAAGUAACAGGAUUUUCAGCGUUAAUGGUUUACUCUGGCAGGUCUAUGUGCUCAGUAAAGGUCAACGUGAAGCGCUUAGCAGUGAGCUGACCUCCGGAGUCUCCAGAACCAACUAAAGGAGCUGUGAUAAAGAAAUAAUAACCUGACUGCAGGGCGUGUUUACGCCAGCUAGGUCCAGUGUAGCAGGGAUGUAGCUGCGCUUGUUCAGCUGCGGCUUCACAGGUGACAUGAUGUUUAGUUAAUGUUUAACAUCCGUACAGCUAACACCAGGCCGCCAGACCGAGCGCUUUCUCUGCUUUCCUAAUACGUGUCUCGUCGUGGGUUGAAGAGGAGGCGCCUUCAUCCUUCAGCGCCCCGAUGCCUAACACAUCAGAGGGUCAAGGAGCGAACCUCCCCCGGCCCGCGGAGCAGUCAGGGCUGCAGAGGCCCGGGGAUGGAGAGGAGGAGGACCACGGGGUGAUCAGCUCCCUCGCCCGGGACGCCGCAAGGCUGAGGAGGGCUUCCAGUGCUGAGCUUCACCUGCAGUGGACCUGCCCUGUCACACACUCCCGGGAGAAGUUCUACACGGUCUGUUCCGACUACGCCCUCCUCAACCAGGCAGCCUACGUGUACUGCUGCCCCCCGAAGGUGGCCAGGAACAAACAGGAGGAAGCGUCCCCGCUUGGGAAGCCCAAACCCCCUACGCACUUCAGCGGCAGUCAGACUGGAGUGGGUCCUGUGGGGUCUGAUGGGGACUGUGACGUGGAGGAGGUGUCCUCCAGCCGCACAAAGCCUCUUCUGGCCUGGGAGAUUGACACAGCAGACUUUAAUACUGUAUUCACUAGGAAAAUAAGAACCAGCAAUGGGAAGAAUUGCAGCUCUAAGAAGAUGAGGGCUUCGGACCGACCCAGCAGGAAUCUGCAGGAUGUCCCUGUUCAUGCAUCGCUGGAGGAAAUCAAACAGAGAAAAGUGCUGGACCUAAGAAGAUGGUACUGCAUCAGUCGGCCACAGUACAAGACUUCUUGUGGUAUCUCCUCCCUGGUGUCCUGUUGGAAUUUCCUGUACAGCACUCUGGGUGCAGGAAGUCUUCCACCCAUCUCUCAGGAGGAGGCGCUGCACAUUCUGGGCUUCCAGCCACCUUUUGAAGACAUCAAGUUUGGUCCCUUCACAGGCAAUGCGACAUUGAUGAGGUGGUUCAGGCAGAUCAACGACAAUUUCCGAGUGCGAGGUUGCUCCUACAUUUUGUACAAACCUCAUGGCAAACACAAGACUGCAGGAGAAACGGCUGAAGGUGCACUGAUGAAGCUGACACAAGGCUUGAAGGAUGAAUCCAUGGCCUACAUUUACCACUGUCAGAACCAUUACUUCUGCCCAGUUGGCUUUGAGGCUACGCCACUGAAAGCAGCAAAAGCUUACAGGGGUCCUCUACCCACAAAUGAAAUGGAACACUGGAUCUUAAUUGGCGAACCCAGUAGAAAACAUCCAGCAAUUCACUGUAAAAAAUGGUUGGACAUCGUGACUGACCUCAAUACUCAGAACCCAGAAUACCUGGACAUUCGCCACACAGAGAGGGGGCUUCAGUGCCGCAAAACCAAAAAGGUGGGCGGUAACCUGCACUGCAUCAUGGCCUUCCAGAGGGUGUACUGGCAGAAGCUGGGGCCCUGGGCGCUAAAUCUGGAGAACCUGCGACAUGACUUUCACCACACUGGCACAGAUCGGGCCCACGGCAGCGUGGCUUUGGACUCUGAGGAGAGAACAGCGUCCAAGUGUCUGACCCAGCUGGGACGAUCCCAGAGCAUGGGGAGUCAGAAAGACACCUGCAACUGGAAACGGCUGUCCAACGCUACAGAGUACAGACAGAGGAGCUCCCCUGAUAGUGAUCUCGAGGAGGACAUCGCAGACUGAGACAGUUACUGUGGUUCUACAGGGGCGGGACAUGAUAACUGAUGACACUACACAGAGCAAAGGUUUUUAAAGGAGACGCCUGGUGUUCUGAUCGGAUUUACUGUCAACAGAUUUCACAUAAAACUAAACCAGCGUUUUGUCUCAGACAAGGGUCAUAAAUAAAUGGUUUAAAUUGGUCAAGAGUUAAAUCAUUCCCAAAAUUAUUGAUGAAUUGUAUGUUGUUUUUAAAAUUAAAAUAUAUUUAAAUUUGGGUAAAAGAUUUUUGGACCUAUUUUCAGCUCUAAAUGUGUAUCCAAUUAUGUUGAACAUAAAAACAUCGGGAUAAUGUAAAGGAGGCGGAGUCAAAAAAUUGUUGACAGUAAAAUAGCAAAAAACACCAGACUUUAAUUAUGAAAACUUCAUUUUUUAAGAUGCCAAAGUGUUGAUUUAACCUAUUGUUUUAACAUUUUCUGAGAUUUUAAAGGAAAUAUUUAAACAGUCUGUUGGUGUCAGGCAUUCCUCUGACUUCAUCACAUCUAAAACCUUUUUCUAAUUUUACCACCUUGUUGUUUCCACACAAUUCCCUAAGCAGUUCCCUUAUGUUGCUAGUUUCAGGAGUGAUGUACAUGCUACAGUGUAUGCAGCUUCAAACUCUACAUUUGCACUAUUUAAUCUUAGCACUGCCAAAGGGGGCUUGUUUCCCACAAGUAAUCUAACAAGGGAUGAUGAACCAAGACCUUCCUAGUCACUGGAAUUAGCUGAAUGUCACCCGGAUUCACCCUAGUAUGUAUCUAACCAGUCAGAGAAUCACAGAUUCAAUCUUUUCUUCAAUCAGCACUAGCAGGUUGGACUAAAAUCAACACUCUUCGGUGUGGAAGUCACUAAACAAAAGAGACAAUAGCAAUUGUCAAUAUGAGUACGUUUUCCAAAAAUGAAGACAGAGGAAGCACAGUUUGCAUCAUGCUAGCUGCAGUCAGUGUUAAUAUAAGAUGGUGUUAUCUCCGUUAUUGUCAGUUUGUAAAGGGAAAUCAGAAUUGGCUGAAAUCAGUAACGGCAGGAGAAAGCUGAACAAGAACAAGAGAACGGAAAUUAGCUAUAUAAUUUUUGGUGCAUCUCUACAGAAUGUCCAGGAACCUUUAGGGACAUGUAACUGUUUUUAAUGUGACUUAAAGGGGUUGAUGGACUCCCUUAUCGGACAGUGAGUUUGCUUUUUCACGAUAAAAGUGAUGACAGUCCUUACAAUCUUUGGCAAUACCUGAUAGGUGAGUUAUCAGGACAAAUGAAACCAGAAGAGUGAUAAUCAAAGGGUAAAAUCCCUGAUCUGCUGAUGGCUUGAAAGAUGUUCGUUGUGUCCAAUUGGACCACUAGGUGGGAAUAUUUAUUACGUGGUGUACUUUUUUAAUUUUGCAUUAAUAUUUUCAUUAGAAUUAUAGUAGUUCUUUUUAUCACCCUGAAAGUAGGCAAAAUGCCGGAGAUAUGCUUCUCUUACAUGUUACAGUUAUCCAUUAUUAUCUCCUUAUUGUGGACACCUGUCUCCGAACAUAAAUCCGCUUAGCUUCACCUUAAGCUCAUCGCAGCGGUACUGUGAGCUUGAUAUCAAGCUAGAUCUGCCUAGAAAACGCACAACAGCAUUAUCCACCAUCCACCUUGGUUUAUAGAUGACUCUCCUCCAUAAUUUAUUGUACAGUUAGUGGAAAUGUCUCCCGCCUGGUUCACGGUUCAGUCGUGAUGGUGUCCAGUCGAAGUGUUGUGAAAGCGGUGAUUUGUGAAUCCUCCAGUAACAAGUGUGCAGAUUAUCCUGGUUUCUUUGAACAGAGCUGUACAUACCAUGACAUAUCUCAAUCUUUUAAAAAUAUGAUCCCCAUGCUUGUGAGCACAUUGCUCCUAUACAGUUAGGUUUGGAGCUUUGUGAUACCACCUGAGUCUCAGCCAACACAGGUGUGAUUAAGCAAGCCUAUGGAAGUGGGUUUCUUGUAGCCAUUUAUUUGACAAUAAAAGAUUUUUUUUAUUACACCGUG
Messenger RNA from Girardinichthys multiradiatus, 3902 nucleotides. Its product is annotated as basic immunoglobulin-like variable motif-containing protein. Gene Ontology annotation, biological process: nucleotide-excision repair. Lineage: Eukaryota; Metazoa; Chordata; Actinopteri; Cyprinodontiformes; Goodeidae. Gene Ontology annotation, cellular component: nucleus. The coding region runs from base 379 to 1905 and encodes 508 amino acids. The record is from RefSeq and is a predicted model, not a curated record. Gene Ontology annotation, molecular function: single-stranded DNA binding; DNA endonuclease activity. The transcript is spliced from 10 exons.